AAGCGCCAACAAACGAUGAAAAGAGACAUGACACCAAUGACAAAAAGAAGCGCCAACAAACGAUGAAAAGGGACACAACACCAACGACGAAAAGAAGCGCCAACAAACGACGAAAAGAAGCGCCAACAAACGACGAAAAGAGACACGACACCAACGACGAAAAGAAGCACCAACAAACGACGAAAAGGGACAUGACACCAAUGACAAAAAGAAGCGCCAACAAACGACGAAAAGGGACAUGA
Messenger RNA from Racocetra persica, 242 nucleotides. Lineage: Eukaryota; Fungi; Glomeromycota; Glomeromycetes; Diversisporales; Gigasporaceae. The record is from the annotation of a GenBank genome assembly.